Molecule: messenger RNA, 4230 nt
Organism: Closterium sp. Naga37s-1
Lineage: Eukaryota; Viridiplantae; Streptophyta; Zygnematophyceae; Desmidiales; Closteriaceae
Source: the annotation of a GenBank genome assembly
AUGACUGACCGUGCUGCCCCUCCCCCCUCUUCGUGCGCCCUCCCCCCUUCUCCCCCCUCCCCUCCUUCCCUUGCAUGUGGCUUCUGCUUCCCCGUUGGCCAGAGCAGCAAGUGCGGUGGUUCACUUCUAACGUCGACGGCUCAAUUUCUCCUGCCCCUUUGCGGUGGUGGUAUACCUCCUUUCCCCUGUGCGGGCAUCCCCCCUCCUCUCCCCUCCUCCUCCUUUCCCCAGCGCAGCAACGCAGCAAGUGCGAGCCCUUCGUCUCACCUCCUGCUCUUCCCCUCGGGUCACCGCUACGACUGCCUUGCCGCCACCACCCACCACUCUGCCCCCCCUUUCUCCCUUUCCCGUUUUCCGUUGUGUUCCCUACACCCCCCACCAGACCGCUUCAUCUCACCUCCUGCUCUUCCCCUCGGUCCCCCUCCUCCCAUCUCCUGCUCUUCCCCUCGGGUCACCACCCCUGUUUCCCCACAUUCUCCCUCCAUUUUCCCCCCUUUUUUUCUCCACCCAACCCACCAGUCCCCUUCAUCUCACCUCCUGCUCUUCCCCUCGGGUCAUCGCUAUGACUGCCUUGCUGCCACCACCCACUCCUCCAGUCUUGGCAGCAGCAGCAGCAGCUCUGGGGGGGAAGCGGAGGGAGGGGCGCAGGGGGAAGUGGUGCGGGGGAGCAGAGUGGGCAAGAAGAUUCUGCAGGUGAGGAAAGAGAGGAGUAGGGCUGGCGGCGGGGGGUACAGGGGGAGGGGAGGGGAAGGACUGGGGGAGCAGAGUGGGGAAGGGAAGAAGAUUAAGCAGGUGAGGAAAGGGAGGGGUAGGGCUGGCGGCGGGGGGUACAGGGGGAGGGGAGGGGAAGGACUGGGGGAGCAGAGUGGGGAAGGGAAGAAGAUUCUGCAGGUGAGGAAAGAGAGGAGUAGGGCUGGCGGCGGGGGGUACAGGGGGAGGGGAGGGGAAGGACUGGGGGAGCAGAGUGGGGAAGGGAAGAAGAUUCUGCAGAACCCUCCCUUCCCCUGCCCCAGCCUUGGAGGUUCUCAAUACCCUCAUCCACUCGAGGCUCGCGCCCUCUCUGCUCUUACUGAUAACUCUCACCCAUUCUCUCCCCUUUUGAGACCCUUUAACAGUGGUAACUGGGGCACACACCCCGCCCCGCCCUCUUCUCCCAGAAAUAGCUCGGAUUCCUCUGAAGAUGACCAAGAGGGGUGGGAGAGCCAGGGGCGGCAGGGGAGGGGCCAGGAGCAUCAGCAGCAGCAGCAGCAGCCAGUCAUGAGCUGCCACGUGGCAGCGCGGUCCAUGCACCAUGCUCACGUGCUCGCCCUGUUGUACGAUAGUGAUGGCUGCAGCAGCGGCAGGGAUGGUGGUGGCUGUGGGGGGGAUUUCGGGGAUGUCGGAGGGUUGAAGGCGAAGCGUCUGCUCUCUCUCGCAUCGCCAACGCCUCUUGCACAUGUUGCCUUCCGUCCCGCCUCCUCCUCCCCAGUCCCCACUCAACUCGCCCUCAUCACCACCACUGGAAGAUUGCAAUUGAUCGACCUGCAUCACCCCCCUCCCUCCCUCUCCUCCUCCUAUCCUUCCUCCUACUCCUCUCCUUUCUCCUCGUCCUCCCUCCUUGCUCGACCCGUCCCCUUAGGGGCAGCUCCUGGCAGCAGGGAGUAUAGCUACAGUAAAUUCUCGUUAAGAUCAGGGAAAAGUGGUGUAGAACCAGGAGGAGGAGGAGGGGGAGGGGGAAGAGGUUCGGCGGAUUGGACCACCUCCAUCGGUGGAGUCGCCUUGGGAGGUCCGGUCCGAGGCUGGGGCAGGCCUGGCUCGGCAGCAGGCGCGGCAUUCCCAUCCGGCCUAACCACAGGCUCGGGGCUAGGCUCGGCGGAGGAAACAGAAGAGGCUCGGAAGAAGCGGUGGGAGGAGGAGGUGAGGUGGAGGGAAGCGGAGGGGCGGCUGGGGUGGGAGGGAUGGUGGCAGUGCGAGUAUGUGGGAGAAGGGGAACCGCAUAUACUGCUGACCGCCUCAUCAGCAUCAGCAUCAGCAUCAGCGUUUGGACCUACUGGUGGGCUGGACAGUCGCUGGUUUGCGGUGGCGUCCAGUCGUCUGGUGAUGCUCUUUGACCUUCGCAACACUGUCGCGCCGCUGCUGCAGAUCACACUGACAGCAGCUGCCUUGGGAUCAGGCCGGAUCAUCACAUGCCCUAUUGCUCUCACCACUGCCGCUCCUCUUCCUCCUCCUCCUUCUCCUUCUCCUUCCGUGAUUGCUGCUGCUGCGGCUGCAUUCAAAGGAACAGCAACAGCAGGUGCUGAAGCAGCAGCAGUCAAAGCUGAAGCUGCUGCUGCCCGUCGGGCAGUAAAACGUUUCCAGGCUGCCCAGCGGCGCACGCCGCACCUCUUCCGAGCCUUGUCCGGAGGUUUGGCAGCCGUGGCUGCCGCCCCGUUCCCCUCCUGUGCUGGUGGUGUGGAUGUGAGUGUAUCGAAGGGUAUGAUGAUUAAAGCAGCAGAUAGAGAGGAAGGGGAGGAGGAGGAGGAGGAGGAGGAGGAGGAGGAGGAGGAGGAGGAGGAGGAGGAGGAGGAGGAGGAGGAGGAGGAGGAGGAGGGGGGGGAGGAGGAAGGGAAGAGGAGAGGAGGAGGAGUGGGGAAGGGCAGAAGGAGAAACAAACAAAAAGGGUACAGCACUAAGAAGCACGCAUCCUCAUUACAAGCAUCUUCACUAUUACAACACCCUAGCGCACCCAGAGGUCCUCAAUUCAUAUCCACACCGGCCCUCCUCCCUCUAGAAAUCCCGAGCCCCUUCGAGAGGAAGCGUCCUAGAAGCAUCCUGCCGCGGUCCCUAGAUCCUGUAGACGUGCUGCAGGCCUCUCAGCCAAUCCCAGCUGUCCACGUGGCAGGCACUGCACUUGCUCCAAUUGCUGGCCUUGCAUGUAUAAGCACGGUGCCGUGUGCUUAUAAUGAGGCUCGGCCCGACAGCCAAUCAGGUGGUGGUAAGAAAGCAGCAGGGGGGUUGGCAGCUGAGGCGGGGAAACAUGAGGGAAGAUUUGAUUUGAUUCAGCUGACGAGGCUUGGAGAUGUGUGGGCAGCAUCGUACGGCAUGGAGUGGGAGGGGAGGAAAGACAAGAGGAAACGGGGAGAGCAGGAUGGAAGGAAGGAGGGUUUCUUACAAGAAGAGGAGGAAGAGGAGGAAGAGGAUGAGGAAGUGGAGGAGGAGGAAAAAUGUGCGCUCGCUCUGGAUCCAGUGGUUGAUGUUCGCUCUGCUCUGGAUCCAGUGGUUGGGAGUAGGAGAGGGGAGAAGGCGGAAGGAGAGGAGGUGGAGGCGAAAGGGGGCGAGGCGAGAGAAAGAAGCACCGAGAGGGAUGUUAGGGUGAAUCCACAACACAGGCGGAAAAAGCCGCAGCAGCAGCAGGAGGAGGAGGAGGAGCAGGAACAGGAGAAAGAAGAAGGGCGAUUGGAAGUGUCACUGGCGAGAGUAGCAGAAAUCUGCACAGGAGGAGAGGGCACGACAGCAUGGCCUCUCACAUGUCACGAGAUUGCCGAGGCAGCAGUAGACGCCCAGCCACCCCAGCCAAUCGCCGAGCGCCACAUGGCAGCACGGGGGCAGCGGGUGGACUCAGCUCUGCAAUCCCUGGGUCGCUUGGGGUUCCUGGGGGAGAGAAUUGGCGGCACUAUUACCUCUGCUGCUGCUGUUGCUGGUGCUGCUGCUGCUGGUGCUGGUGCUGGUGCUGAUGCUGGUCCGAGUAACAAUCGUUUUGGCAUGUCAUCCCAGAAUCUGGACCCCUUCUCGCAGACCUUCCCGUUCGCGACACAGCAGAGCUUCUUUCCUUCCCAGACACACCACCACAUUCCCUCCCAGGCAACUCCUUUUGCCUCCCAGCCAUACCAGUUUGCCACCCAGCCAGACCACCAUUUUGAGUCGCAGCAAAGCUCCUUCCAACCGUUCAGUGGCUCUCAGAACCCUCUUGGAUCGCAGCAGUUUCUUUUCGACACGCAGGAAAGCAUCGCGCCCUCUCACAUGCUGCCACCUGGGAGCUUGCACGCGAAUGCGGCGCUGCCAGGUCAGCACGUGCAGCCGCAGCAGCUCAUGGCAGCCCUCUCCUCUCCUGGCGCUAUCACUGUUGCUGUUGGUAUUGCUGUUGCUCUUUUUCGCUCCGCGCUGUCCAUGGUGUUGCUGCUCAUUUCUGCUGCAGCUCCUGCUCCUGGUGCUCUUGCUGCUUUAGCUCGUUAUUUUUGGUCUUCAUGUUCGCGUUUCUACCAUGUUAGCUAG